This is a messenger RNA of Plectropomus leopardus (leopard coralgrouper), 2250 nucleotides long. Lineage: Eukaryota; Metazoa; Chordata; Actinopteri; Perciformes; Serranidae. The record is from RefSeq and is a predicted model, not a curated record.
UUUAGAAAUCAAAUAAAUAAAUAUGUAAAUUAUCACAAAACUUCAAAACUCUCGGGAAAAAAACCUCUAAAUUUUCAUCAGAAUAGUCAGCAGUUAUUCCUCUGUCAACUGACUGAUGGACCGUUGUGCUGCGAUGAAUCAGCUAAUCAUUGCAGCUGAACUUGUAAGAACAGUCUGGUCAUUUAUUUUCUAACACAACAUUACCUGUUAUACAUUAGUAUAAUAUUACACAUAUACUUUUACAUGCAAUAAAGUUCCCUAUUUCUGCUUUAUUCUGAUUCUGAAAAGGUUCUCUCAGUGUUUUACUCGUGAUUCAGCUGCAGAAAAGUUUUGUUUCAGGGACAGUUUUAACUUUCCUUCUCACAAGUUUGCUGUGUGAAUUUAAAUCAGUAGAAACAAAGAAUUAACAGAAGAGAGGUGAUUAUACUGUUAUUUUUCAUUUACAGUCUGAGGCUUCCUCAUAUCACAGAAACCUUUCUGUCUGCAGCAGAUUUGAUCUGGAAAUCAAACACGCGGUCAAACCUUCAGCAACACGCGUCAAACUGAUAUUAGUAUGAUAUCUAUAUUUUAUUUUUAUAUUUAUUAUUAAAAUAUUAUGUUUUUAAAUGUGAGACAAACGAGUUUACGAGCCGGGUUUCUCCUCUUCAAACACCAGAGACUUCACCUCCAUAAAUAUCCUCACAUGUCACAACAUUACACACCUCAGAGACACACCAGCGUUUUUAACGCUGCCCACUAUCACGUCCUGUUGACUCACACAGAAAAUCAGAAACACCAUCAGUAAAACGGACUCCACUCAACAGCACCACAAACACAAUGAAGAUCUCAGCCUCAGUGAAAAAUAAUUAUAAUAGUUAACAGGCUGCAGCUGUAUUUUUGUCAUGUUUCAGUAUAAAGUAUCCACUAAGUACCACCGAAGUGCGAUGAAAAACACAACAAAAUCUCAGUCACACGAGCUCACUGAAACUGAAGUGUUGGGUUGGACAAGCAUACUUGGAAGGGUUAAAUCUGUCUGGAGUGUCUGCAAAGCAAAAGUCUGCGGGCGUUACACUGUGAGAGUGAAUGAAUUAUUUUAGACAAUCGGAUGUUUGAAUCCUAUUUUUCAGUUUUGAUAAAACAUUGUUUACUCUUUCAAAACGUGAUUUAACUUUUUCAGAUGUUAUUUCAUUUACUCAUAACCACAAAGGCUUUUAUUUUGAAAGAUAUGUUGCAUGUUACACAUCUGGUUGUUCCUACUUUGACACUCAUGAACCGGUUUAGUUUCACUUUCAGACUGUGUCGUUUCUAAACUGGACCAAAUGGACUCUUCACUGGUGUUACUGGUUGUGGGUCACCUCUUCCACACAGCAAAUGCAGCUCUCCAUGAAGGAACGAUGUUUUAUGGCUGCUCUGGGUCUGGUGCUGGUCAGGUGCAGUUACACUGGGAUGGAGACCAGCUUGGAUAUGCUGACUUCAAGGAAAGACGAGCCAUUUGGACAGCGCCGCUGCUCGAGGAGCUUGAAAGUGUCUUUUUCUCUGGAUUUUACACGCUGGCUCUGAUUAGCAAGGAGAGAGUCUGUAAAUUCUAUCUCGCUAAAGCUGUGCAGAUCGACAAGAGUCCCACUGAAGAAAAAGCCCCGACACUGCUGGUGUAUCCCAGGGAGGAGGCAGAGCAGGGGGAGGAGAACACCCUCUACUGUUACAUCCGUCACUUUUACCCCCCUUUCAUCAACGUCACGUGGACCAGAAACGGUGCUGAGGUGACAGACGGUGCAGCUCUCAGCAACCUCUACCCUGAGACGGACGGGACCGUCAGCCAGCUGGCCAGUCUGUCUUUUCGUCCACGCACAGACGAUGUGCUGGACUGCAGCGUGCAGCAUCAGGCUCUGAGCCGCCCUGCCAGCACCACAUGGGAAAACAACGGCAGAACGAGUCCAGAGCUGGUUUCCAGUCUGACCAGUCCAGACGGAUGUGUGGCCGCCAUGCCUGAAGUCCAGCAACGUCAUCGAGGCCAGUUCUAGGCAUGGGCACGAGGGGGUUUUAUGGCGUUUUUUAGAUGUUGGGAUGGUUCUCAGACUUUAGGACGUUUGUAGGAUUUUAGGACAUUUCUGUGAUUUUGGGACAUUUGGGUCUUUAGCCCUGGCAUCCCGGAUCAGGCUGCUGCACUGGACAGGUGGACCUUGUUAGGAGCCUCUAUGACACAAUUCAAAAAAAUCACUGAGAUGAUGCCAUCAGCAGCAACAUGUCCAAACAACCAGCUGGUGAUUUUAA